Molecule: messenger RNA, 2282 nt
Organism: Chenopodium quinoa (quinoa)
Lineage: Eukaryota; Viridiplantae; Streptophyta; Magnoliopsida; Caryophyllales; Amaranthaceae
Product: eukaryotic translation initiation factor 3 subunit D-like
Exons: 2
Coding region: 137-1858 (573 amino acids)
Biological process (GO): translational initiation
Cellular component (GO): eukaryotic translation initiation factor 3 complex; cytoplasm
Molecular function (GO): translation initiation factor activity
Source: RefSeq, a predicted model, not a curated record
GACUCGGACUCGGACUCUCAAAAGUCUCUAGGGUGUUUCCCUUUCCUCUUUUUAUCCCUCUUUCAGUCGUCUCUUCACUCUCCUCUCCACUCUCUCCCUCUCUAUCUCCCUUACAUCAACAGCAGCAGCAACAACAAUGGUUUUCGAAGUCGGCUUCGUCCCUUUCAACCCAGACGGUUGGGGCCCACCCGAAACCACCACCACCGCAACCACCGUCCCCAGCAACGUCCCCUUCGCCCCCUUUUCUCGCUCCGACAAACUCGGCCGAAUCGCCGAUUGGACUCGCAACCUCAACAACCCCUCCAACCGUCGCAACAACAACAACCCCAACGACUCCGUCUUCGACUUCUCCGGCGACGACUCCUUCGCCGCCACCGCCGAUGACGACUCCUCCUUCCGCCUCGUCGACGGUAAACCCCCACCUCGCCCCAAAUUCGGCCCUAAAUGGCGCUUUCACCACCACCACAACAACCCAUCUCGCCAUCUCCCGCAACGCCGCGACGAAGAGGUCGAAGCUCGCAAGCGCGAAGCCGAGAAAGACCGCGCUCGCCGCGACCGCCUUUACCACAACAACCAUCGCAUUGGCGGUGGUCAGCAUCAACGCCGCGAAGCCGCAGUCUUCAAAUCUUCCGUUGAAAUCCAGCCUGAGUGGAAUAUGCUUGAGCAGAUCCCUUUUUCCACCUUCUCCAAGCUAUCCUUCGCUGUUCCUGACCCUGAAGAUCUUCUGUUCUGCGGGUCUCUGGAUUCGUAUGAUAAAACAUAUGAUCGCCUUACCCCAAAGAACGAGCGGAGGUUGGAGAGGUUUAAGAAUCGGAACUUCUUCAAGGUUACCACCACUGAUGAUCCUGUGAUUCGGAGGUUGGCUAAUGAGGAUAAGGCUACUGUAUUCGCUACUGAUGCUAUACUCUCGACUUUGAUGUGUUCGCCGAGAAGUGUUUACAGUUGGGACAUUGUUAUUCAGAGGGUUGGGAAUAAGCUUUUCUUUGAUAAGAGAGAUGGGUCUCAGUUGGAUUUAUUAUCUGUUCAUGAGACUUCUCAGGAGCCGUUACCGGAGUCAAAAGAUGAUAUUAAUUCUGCUCAUUCAUUGAGUGUUGAAGCUGCUUACAUUAACCAGAAUUUCUCUCAGCAGGUUUUGGUUAAGGAGGGGAAGAAGGUGAGCUUCGAGGAGCCGAACCCAUUUGCGAAUGAAGGAGAAGAGGUUGCUUCUGCUGGGUAUAGGUAUAGGAGGUGGAAGCUUGAUAGUGAUAUGUAUUUGGUUGCUAGGUGUGAGUUACAGAGUGUGCUUGAGAGUAAUAAUCAGAGGCAGUUUUUAACACUAAAUGCUUUGAAUGAGUUUGAUCCUAAGUAUUCUGGGGUUGAUUGGAGGCAGAAAUUGGAGACUCAAAGAGGUGCUGUUUUGGCUACUGAGUUGAAGAAUAAUUCUAAUAAGAUGGCUAAGUGGACUGCUCAGGCGCUUUUGGGUGGCGCUGAUAUGAUGAAGUUGGGGUACGUUUCGAGGGUUCAUCCUAGGGAUCAUUUUAACCAUGUCAUUCUCGGUGUUGUUGGGUAUAAGCCUAGGGAUUUCGCGUCUCAGAUUAAUUUGAACAUGGCUAAUAUGUGGGGAAUUGUUAAGAGUAUUGUUGAUUUGUGUAUGAAGCUGAAUGAGGGCAAGUAUGUGCUUGUUAAGGAUCCUUCCAAGCCCCAGGUUAGGAUUUACGAGGUGCCUGCUGAUGCUUUCGAGAAUGAUUAUGUUGAGGAGCCAUUGCCCGAGGAGGAGCAAGCUCAGCCUCCUGCUGAAGAUGCUGCUAAUGGUCUUUCUUCUGAGAUUAGUGUGGCUGCCACUGAUGUGGAGGACAAGGAGAUUACUGCAAUUCCUUAAGAAGGGUUCCUUCUUAUGCUUGUUUUACUUCCUCCUCUCCUGCAGUAUCAUUUUUAGGAUGCUCAUAUGCUCACUUUUGUCCCUUUUUGGCGCUUCAGUUUAGCUGGGAUUUUGGUCAACUUUUUAGCUAUGGAGUAAUUUUAUUGCAGCUGGUGUUUUGUUCGUUUAUUUCCUUUUAGGAAAUUCUCUAAAUUUCAUUGCCUUUUUUGUUGUUAAUCUUUCAAGCGCUUUAGUGAUUUGAAAUUUUUUAGUUGCUUCCUGCCGAGGAAUUCUAAGGGGUCAUUUGGUUAACAUAGUAAGUGAAAGUUCACAUGAAAUUCUAAGGGCUUUUCUACACACUAACCCUCUUAAUUUCACUUUUCUACGUUGUGGCCGCAAGUACAUUUAGUAUUCAUAUAGUAACCUUGUCGUUGUUCCGCCGUUA